Diabrotica virgifera virgifera (western corn rootworm) is the source of this 2400-nucleotide messenger RNA. RefSeq lists its product as uncharacterized. The coding region runs from base 35 to 376 and encodes 113 amino acids. The record is from RefSeq and is a predicted model, not a curated record. The transcript is spliced from 2 exons. Lineage: Eukaryota; Metazoa; Arthropoda; Insecta; Coleoptera; Chrysomelidae.
AAAACGACUAUUAACUACGAGAGUAACACGGAAAAUGGGAAAAUCUAAUAACGUUUCACCAGUACUUAAUUUCAAAAUAGUUCCAGUUGAAGAACUGCUUGAUUUGCAAAAAAUAGAAAUAGUUCAGCCUACAGGUUCGUUUGAACAAGAACCACAUCAAAGUAAAUAUGAACUUAGACCUGAUAUAGACGUACAAAAUGAUCAGCUCUCUCACUGGCCAGCAUGGACCGUGAACAAACAAAGAUGCAAGUUUAUCAAAUGUAAAGGAACAUCAAGAGUUCAGUGUGAAAAAUGCAAAGUUCAUUUAUGUUUUCAUUCCAAAAAUAAUUGUUUCAAGCAGUUCCACAAUUUACCAAGAAAAACGACUAUUAACUAGGGGAGUAACACGAAAAAUGGGAAAAUCUAAUAACGUUUCACCAGUACUUAAUUUCAAAAUAGUUCCAGUUCAAGAACUGCUUGAGUUGCAAAAAAUAGAAAUAGUUCAGUCUACAGGUUCGUUUGAACAAGAACCACGUCAAAAUAAAUAUGAACUUAGACCUGAUAUAGACGUACAAAAUGAUCAGCUCUCUCACUGGCCAGCAUGGACCGUGAACAAACAAAGAUGCAAGUUUAUCAAAUGUAAAGGAAAAUCAAGAGUUCAAUGUGAAAAAUGCAAAGUUCAUUUAUGUUUUCAUUCCAAAAAUAAUUGUUUCAAACAGUUCCACAAUUUACAAUAAGUUAGAAUACUAAUAUUAUAUAUAAAAUAUAUUUUGUUUCCAUAUCUAACAUGAAACGCCGUAAUUUGCCACGUCUUGACAGUUUCUGAAACGUCAUAUUUUAUCCCAUGUGGUAAAAAUCUAUCCUGCUCGAAGACGUCAAAAAUUAAAUUGCUAAACUUUGACCACACUUUGACACAAUUUUUCUUGUUAUUUUAGUAGUUUUUAGUAAUAAUUACACGAGAGCUCUAAAAUUAUCGAUUUGUAUACCGAGUGACACUUUGACAGUUUUAAUUUCUCGACCAGAAGGGGAGUGAAAUUAUGUCAAAGUGUCACGAAGGCAAAACAAAUCGAUAAUUUUUAAGAGCUCUAGUGUAAUCCGGUAAGAUUAUUUCAUGAAUAAAACUGUCUUUUUAAAUAAUUUUAACUAAUAUUUUAUUGGUAUCUUCGCCUGAAUAUUUGCUAAACCUGUUUCUUGGUGUUCCCUGUGACAAAUUGUAAAACAUUAAUUGUCAUUAAUGUCACUGAAUGUAUUUUUGCGUAGCAACGAAGUGCAUCUGACGUAAAAGUUGACGACGCGACGGGAAAUUAUCGAAAAAAAAAAUAUCGGGUAUAAUAUCACAAGAGAGUGAGAACAAAUUGAAAAUAAUGCGACAGUUUUUCGAAAAUUUGUUGUCUGGCAAUAGACACGAGAGCCCGCAGGGCUCGAGUGGCUAUUGCCCAAUGACAACAAAUGUGAGUAAAAAUGAAGCAUUAUUUUCUUAUUUAUUCUUACUGUCGUGUGAUAUUCGUAAGAUUAUUUUUUAAUACGUAUAUUAUGGAUAUUUUCUUAAAUGUGACAGUUGUCAAAACUAGGAAACUGGUUGCCAUUAAACAGAAACAAUCUACUUAAAAAAAUUCUAUCGGUAAUUUUCUACAGUAGAUAAUUCUCAGUAUAAUUUUAAUCUGAUUGGACAGAAUUAAACACGUGAUCAAAUAUCUUACUAUGCGAUUGGAAGUUAAAAUCAUUAAAAAAUAAUCCGUUUAAUUUUUAUUUCUGUAGCUUUCUAUUGGUCAGAAUCUCUAUGGAUGAAAUAAUCUUACUUUCCCUCUUAAUAUUCUAUUUAUUUUUAUUUUUUACGGUUAAUUUGUUUAUACUUCUGUGUUUAUGCUGUGUUAUAGAAAAAAAAUUAUAUUAUAUACCGGGAAAAAAUGCAGAUUUUAGCACUCUCAUGAUUACAGCCCUCUACCACGCGUCUGAGCGUAAGGGUAAAAACAUGCCGAAAAUACAUGGAUGAGCGCGGUGUAGGUCGCGAUCGCGGUCGAGGUUUACAUCAAUGACGGGGAGAACAUACCGAAGAUACUUUCCGUAUUCGUUUUGGCAUCGACAUCGCUGUAAACCGCGAUGCAAGGUCGCGAGGGUGAACGGGUGACACAUUCUUGGUAUGUGCGAUCUCAUAAGAAAAUGAAGGUUUGUUUUGAUAUUGAUGUAGCUACCGCAAUCGCGACCUACACCUCGCUCAUCCAUGUAUAUUCGGCAUGUUUUUAGCCUACACGUAUAGCGCUAAAAUCUGCUACUCUUACCCCUUAUAAAGGGGCCUUAUAUAGGGAGCUAAUAAAUGGUUAUACGUAUAAGAAUUUUAGUAAUGUAUUUUAUUAUGUCAUUUUAAAAUUUUGUAAUUUUCGAAUACUUUGUUGAAGAAAUUUCAUUAAAUAAUUAAAAUAA